GCCAGCGCCACUGCUAUACGUAUUGUCACACCAACACCUACAAGACAUUGGCGCCCAGAUCAAUAGUGGGGAAAAAAUAUAUAAAUAGUGACACAAAACUAGUAGCAAGGAGCGAAAAAGAACAAAAAGAAAGAGGGUAGAAAAAGGUAGAAAGAGAGAGGCGCUAAAGAUUUGAAGUGGGCAGAGAAAAGUAAAAAAGAAACUCUCUAUACAAUUUGGGUUUCUAUAAGAGUUCAUGAACAGGAAGUGAUCAUUAGAACAUUUGUUUUUUGCGCAGAUUGUGUCUGAAACUAAAAUAGUUAGGAGCAAGUAGGAAAUAGUAGGGACCUUAUGUUGGCCAUUAAACUUCAAAGUUAACCAACAAAAAAAAAAAAAAGCAACUGCCAAUUUGACGUAUGAGUGUUUUUCUUUGAAGCGUCCACUAUUACCUGAUAUUUGACACAGGCUAACUUGAGAUUGUUAUCUAGGCACGCUAUUCUCCAGAUUUAGCAGCUAGUGCUUUUGUUUUCAAUAUUCUACCCCCAAAAAUUUUUGUUUAUGAUCUGUAGCGUUGACGUCAGCACAUUACGGACAUUUAAAGACGAGCGAGUUUCUUGGAAGUAACAUUUGGAGGAAAGAUUUUGUUGGUGUUGGUUUUGUUGCUGUGAUUUCCAGGACUAUAGGCGGCGUGUAACUGUGCUCUUUUCAUUUCGUGGUGUUGAUCCAAAGGUCCGGCUUUAGGCAAAGCUCUUUCGCUGCUUUUAGGUCUACCUGCUGUACUGGUCUUCUGUUCUUAUACUCUCAGUAACAACACACAUCCACAAUGUCCUGUCCUGGAGUUGUAAGGUCAAGCGUUUUGGUGACUCUGGUGGCCACAUUUUUAACUCUGUCCCAGUCAGAUGUAGCCUCAGCGAAGUCUUUAGGUUUGGAGCAAGACUAUUGGUCAAACACACAAGAGAUGAGCAAAAGAAAUUCGUGGUGGAGUAAAAAAUCAUUAGAUUCUUCACCAGACUACCAGCGUUUACUCCAAGAAUCCAACUACAAAGAUAGUGAGCAAGAUUCAAAUGAUGACAAUGACCCAGAAAGUAAUGUCGCCUCACUCUAUAGCUGUUAUGUCCAGACUUGCGCACCGGAAUUCGUUCAAUGUGCGAAAACUUCAAGGACGCGCAAAGGUUUCUCAGCGUGCAAGGCCAAGCAUCAUCUGUGCGCUCUUCAAUGCUGGGUGGACCUCACGGAAUCGAAGUUUGUCUGAUCCUCGACCACUGGGCGACGUCACAUCACAAUCCUUUUUCUCGUGUGUCAUUAUUCUAGAGUGCUUGACAUCACUGGGACAUGAUCCUCCAGGCGUCACGUGAUGUUCGAUGUCCCCCCUGGUCCUUGGAGAUAUGCAUGGAAGAGUGAAAACGCUUGUUUAGUAAACAAAUUGUUUUGUUUUGAUUUUAAAGUUCAGACUUUUCUUUUAUUAUUAUAGCCAUCGUCAUGGAAGGCCUGAACACUGACUUGCAACGUCACAGACUGUGGGCAGUUUAGAUAAAUAGCUCGUUGCCACAUCACAAGUCUGUACGACGUGGCAACGAGCUAUUGGUCUCCACUGCCCACAGGUUGCGAUGUCGCAGCUCAGUGUUGAGGUCUUCUCUAGCGUAUGGUCUUACUGUAUUAGAGGAGCUUCAAAACUAACAUUUCUGGAUUAUACUUAGGUUAAAAGUAACUCUCCAUCAGUUACGAACUAUUCGCUAUUUUACAUUUGUUGUUUGGACAUAUGAAACAUCUGUAUCAAAAAUAUAAACAGGAAAUAAUGUCGAAGUCUUAUUACAAUUUGUGAUUUUCAGAAGAAUACAAACUUUUUUUUUCUUUU
Molecule: messenger RNA, 1834 nt
Organism: Biomphalaria glabrata
Lineage: Eukaryota; Metazoa; Mollusca; Gastropoda; Planorbidae
Exons: 5
Coding region: 803-1231 (142 amino acids)
Source: RefSeq, a predicted model, not a curated record